GCUGCGCCCGGGGCAGGUUGGGGGCUUUGCGGGGCUGGGCGCCGCGUCCCUCCCGCAGCCGCCGGCAGGGCCGGACCGGGGCGCGCUGCACCGGGGGCCGGGCGAGGGCAUGUGCCGCUGGGCAGCCGCGGCCCCAUCGCUCGCGGGGGGGAGAGCGGGGAAAUGGCUGCAGGGGCUUCGGCGCAGGGGCCCAUGACCUUUGAGGAUGUCGCUGUGUAUUUCACCAAGGAGGAGUGGAAGAAACUGGCCGGAUGGCAGCGGGAGCUGUACCGCCACGUAAUGCUGGAGAAUUACGAACUGCUGGCCUCACUGGGCUCUGCAAGCCCCAAACCUGAGCUCGUCUCUAAUCUGGAGCGAGGGGAAGAGCCGCAUGUCAGGGACAGCCAGGAGCUGCGAUCGAGGGAGAGCCCCAAAGGAGAGCGACGGAGAGCCCCAGACUCUUCCAAGCGUCGCCUCUCUUGCUGCACAACCGCAGUCAUUUCCAAGAGGAAGGAGCUCUCGCUGGCUGACCGGGUCAAGCUGCUGCAGGCCCUAGAGUCACCCUCUGCCUCCCUGUCCAGCGUGGCCAAGCUGUUUGGGAUCUCCAAGAGCCAGGCGGGCCGGAUCGGCCGCAGCAGGGAGCAGAUUCUGGCCGACUGGCGCACCAACGCCAACCCACUGCGGAAGCGCAAGCGGGAGGGCAAGGGCGGAGAGGUGGAGGACGCGCUGUUCCUCUGGUUCCAGCAGGCCCUGGCCAGGGGGGAGAGGCUCUCGGGCCCCAUCCUGAAGGCCAAGGCCCAGGAGCUGGCCUUGCACUCAGGCCGGGAGUUCGAGGCCACGGACGGCUGGCUCUGCCGGUGGAAGACCCGCCACAACAUCGUCUUCAAGCGGCAGCUCGGCGAGAAGCAGGACGCGGAUGUCGGCAGCGCCCACACCUGGGUGAACGAGGUGCUGCCCUCCCUGCUGGCCGGCUACAGUGCCGAGAACAUCUUCAAUGCCGACGAGACCGGGCUGCUGUACCGCUGCUACCCCGGCCGGGACCCACCACUCCUGAGCAGCAAGAAGGCCAAGGACCGCGUCUCCGUCCUCUGCUGCGCCAACCAGGCCGGCACGGAGAAGAGGCGCCUGCUGUUGGUGGGCAAGAGCCGGCGGCCGCGGUGCCUGCCCAAGGACCUGCGCGCCCUGCCCAUCACCUACGCCAACUCAGCCAACGCCUGGGUGACCGCGCACAUCUUCCAGCAGUGGGCUCUGCAGUGGGACCAGGAGCUGCGACGCAACCGGCGCAAGGUCCUGCUCUUCCUGGCCCACAACAGCGCCCACCCCCGCGAGCUGCAGGCCAAGCUGCGCCACAUCAAGCUGGCCUUCUUCCCCCCCAACACCAGCAGCAUCACCCAGCCCUUGGACAUGGGCGUCGUCCGCAAUCUGAAGGGACACUACCGGGCACUGGUGGCGGCCAAGGCCCUGCUGAGCCCAGAGCAGGGGCGGGCGGCUGAGAUCGCCGGGCGGGUCACACUGCUGGACGCCGUUUACAUGCUGCACCAGGCGUGGAGCCUGGUCCGGCAGGCCACGGUGCAGAGCUGCUUUCGGAAGGCCGGCUUCCACCUGGCGCCCUUUGAGCGGGAGGAGCUGGACCUGCCGCCGCUGGCCGACGUGCCCCGGCCGCCCUUCAUGAGCGAGCAGGACUUCAGCGAGUUCGUCGGCAUGGAUGCCGAGGAGCCGGCCGUGGGCGAGAUGACCAGUGAGGAGUGUGCCCUGGCCCAGAGGAGCCAGUGGGCCGAGGCUGCUGAGUGCUCAGAGGAGGACGGGGACCUGGACCCAGGGAGCCAGGUCACCGCUGCCGAGGCCCUAGCCGGUCUGUCUGCUGCCAUGAAGUGGUGCCAGGUUCACGGCCUGGUGUACCACUGGGAGAGACUGCUGGAGACAGAGAGCACCGUGCGAAUGGCCGCUGUGGCCGAGGCCAGCCAGAGCCGGGCCCCUGGUCGCUCCCGCUACGUGCCUGGCGUGGGGCUGCUGGCUCCGCCCGGGCUGGGCUCGGCCUGCUCUGACCCCUCCUGCAGUGCUGCCGUCUGACCCACUCCCCACCCUUCCCCCUGGGGGGCUCGGACAGCAUGGCAGGGUGAGCCCAGUGCCGCAGGCUGCCCGCAGGGUGGGGAGGGGAAGGGCCAGGGUUCCCCAGGGCUCGGUGUCUAAACUGCGAGUAGAUCAGGCGGGGGGGGGCA
This is a messenger RNA of Gopherus flavomarginatus (Mexican gopher tortoise), 2198 nucleotides long. RefSeq names its product tigger transposable element-derived protein 3-like. The transcript has 4 exons. The coding region runs from base 163 to 2049 and encodes 628 amino acids. Gene Ontology annotation, molecular function: DNA binding. Gene Ontology annotation, biological process: regulation of DNA-templated transcription. Gene Ontology annotation, cellular component: nucleus. Lineage: Eukaryota; Metazoa; Chordata; Testudines; Testudinidae. The record is from RefSeq and is a predicted model, not a curated record.